This is a messenger RNA of Eublepharis macularius, 1477 nucleotides long. Its product is annotated as serum amyloid P-component-like. The transcript is spliced from 2 exons. Lineage: Eukaryota; Metazoa; Chordata; Lepidosauria; Squamata; Eublepharidae. Gene Ontology annotation, biological process: innate immune response. Gene Ontology annotation, molecular function: complement component C1q complex binding. The record is from RefSeq and is a predicted model, not a curated record. The coding region runs from base 81 to 782 and encodes 233 amino acids.
ACUCCAAGGGCCGGGCUGGGCGUUAGAGUGGACAGUUUUGGAGGAAAAAGAACAGGCUUUGGUUGACUACCGUCUGUUCCAUGGCUCUCUGUUUUCCGGGUGGUAACAUGGACCAGGCAGGUCUUUGGCUUCUCGUCUUCCUGGGCGUUUCGGGAGCGCUGGCACAGACAUGCUUGGAUGAGAAGGUAUUUGUGUUCCCAAAGCCUUCAGAAAACGCCUACGUCCUGUUGAAACCUCACCUGGUGCAGCCACUGCAACAAUUCACCGUGUGUCUUAAGUUCUACACUGAUUUGACCCGCUCCUUCUCCCUCUUCUCCUGUGCCUCGAAGAACCACUCCAACGAUAUCCUCCUCUUCAAGGACAGCCCCACAAAGUACCAUCUCUAUGUGGGUGGGCAAUAUCUCUCAUAUUAUGUGCCUGGAAACACAAAUCGAGGCAGCCACUGGGAGAAUAUUUGCAUGACGUGGAAUUCGACUACGGGGGUUAUUCAGUUGUGGGUAGACGGCCUGGCAUUGCCCAGGAAAGGGCUAGCUAAAGGCUAUACUAUCAGUACGCAUAUAGUGAUGAUACUAGGCCAGGGCCAAGAUUCUUACGGAGAUUCAUUUGAAGAACAGCAGUCCUUUGUUGGGGAAAUGGCAGAGGUGUAUAUGUGGGAUACUGUUUUGCCCCCGGAACAAUUGAGGAGGAUCCGGCGGGAGACGGUGCCUACCCCUUUGGUGGACUGGACAGCUCUGAACUUUGAGAUCAAAGGCUACAUACUCUUGGAGCCCACCUUAGACUGAGACCUAAAAGCUACAGCUCGAUGGAAUAUCCUCGAUGGGCUAAGACAGGCAUAUCUGACUUUUGACAUAUCACAAACUGAACACGGCCCAACAAACCAUGUGUAGCAACCUGGACUAGGAACUUUAUACCAACUACUUGGGUAUAUCUUUAGAAUCACUUUAUCUUGCACCUACUCCAACAGCAUUUCAGACAAUUAAAUGGAGGCUCUUAUAGACAUUCAGUUCCAGCGCCUGACCGAGGCAGCUAGGACAACCUGUUCUUCAGGUAACUUGUGACUGCCUCUGUCAUCUGGCCAGUUAGCCGCCUAUUUCCUCUUCCUAACUGAUCCCCAUCAAAGAAGGGCACUAAUGCUGGCCAGAUUCAACAUACUGCCUUCAGCCAUUUUCGUUGGCAGAUGCCAAGGGACCCCUUACGAACCCAGAAAAUGCCCUUGUGGCCUGGGUGUCAAUGAAUCUGUUCCCCACGUUCUAUUAUACUGUUUAUUUUAUUCUAAGAUCCGAGACAAACUUUUGAACUCCCUUCUUUAUUCAUGGUGCGGCCUUUCUGAUAAUGUCAAGGUCCAGCGAUUACUGUCUGGUCACAACUUUCCCAUAACCUCUAACGUGGCUAGUUUUCUUCAAUCUGCAAUCUGUAUCAACUAAUUUUAAUGUACCUUUUUUCGCUCUGACAUGCCAAUAAAGGUUUUGUGAGCGUG